ACCAUUAUACCGGAAGUACUUGUGUUUUCGUGCACUAAACGAAGGAGCGUUAGUGUGGAUUUCUUCUCAUCGUUUUUGAAAGAAAGCAUGUCCAAUUGAUCUCCACGCCGACCUUUAUAUAACUGUUCAGAGAUGUCCAUGUCACACCUAUAUGGGCGGAGAGAUGAGGAGGAGGAGGGUGUUGAGGUUGAGAGCUUUGAGGUGACAGACUGGGACCUGGCCAACGAGUUCAACCCAGACCGCCACAGACACAGGCAGACCAAGGAACAGGCCACUUACGGCAUCUGGGCUGACAGGGAUUCAGACGAAGAUGAGAGGCCCAGCUUUGGUGGCAAGAGAUCUAAAGACUACAGUGUCCCAGUGAACUUUGUGAGUGCUGGUCUGCGAAAGACAGCAGCAGAGGAGAAACAGCUGAAAGGGGAAGGAGGGUCUGAUGACUCUGAUGAUGAUGGUCCUGCAGCUCCUCCACCUUCUCGUGCACCCAAAAAACUCCAAAUGGGUAAUUUCCGUGGGAAUCAGUCACAGAGGUUUGCAGGUGGCAUACAGUCUGGACAUGGCAUUGGCAGCUGGGAGAAACACACUAGGGGAAUUGGGCAGAAACUACUGCAGAAAAUGGGCUACCAACCAGGAAAAGGCCUGGGAAAGAAUGCUCAAGGUAUUGUAAACCCUAUUGAAGCAAAGGUUCGUAAGGGAAAGGGGGCAGUCGGAGCCUAUGGAAAUGAGCGAACCCAGCAGUCUCUCCAAGAUUUUCCUGUGGUGGACUCUGAUGAAGAGGAGGAAAAGGAGUUCCAGAAGGAGCUGGGCCAGUGGCGUAAGGAUCCUGCAGGGUCGGCAGGAAAGAAGAAACCGAAGUACUCCUACAGAACUGCAGAUGAGCUCAGAGCUAAAGGCAAAGUGGCGGGGCGGGCUACAGCGGCAUCUGCUGGGGAGCUGGCACAGGUCAAGGUGAUAGACAUGACUGGAAGAGAGCAGAAGGUGUACUACAGUUACAGUCAGAUAUCCAACAAGCACAGUGUUCCUGAUGAAGGUCCACCAAGCAUGUCUACUCGGGAUCAGAAGGGAUCAUGCUUUGCGCUCCCUGAGCUUGAACAUAACCUUCAGCUGUUGAUAGACCUUACAGAACAGGACAUAUUACAGUCUGCCAGACGUCUGCAGCAUGAAAAAGAUGUUGUUGUUUCUCUGAGCCACGAGUCAAGAGCCUUGCAGAACAGACUGGAUACGGAGCAAGAUGCCAUCCAGAGAAUGGAAGCUGUGCUGGCAUUAGUGGAGCGUUUUCCAUCUGGGGAGACACCACCAGGGGAGGGUCCUACUCUGCAGGAGUGUGCUCGCAUCUUUGAGACCUUGCAAACAGAUUAUUAUGAAGAAUACAAGAUGAUGGGUUUAGCAGACCUUGCUGUAGCUGUUGUUCAUCCGUUACUUAAAGAGAAACUUCAUUUCUGGGACCCCCUGAAGGACAGCUCUUACUGUCUGGAAGAUAUUGGUCAGUGGAGAGCAAUCCUUGAAUCUCGGGAUAUGCACUCCAGUGGCCCAGAUUCAAAUAUGGAUCCUUAUCACAGACUCUUAUGGGAAGUGUGGAUCCCAGUGAUGCGGACUUGCGUGUCAGGCUGGCAGCCUCGUAUGGUCGGGCCGAUGGUGGACUGUGUAGAAGUGUGGGCUCCUCUUUUGCCCCUGUGGAUACUGGAUCACCUGUUGGAGCAGCUGAUCUUACCCAGAUUACAGCGAGAGGUAGAUAACUGGAACCCUUUAACUGACACGGUGCCUAUCCACUCCUGGAUCCACCCUUGGCUGCCUCUGCUCCAGUCACGUCUAGAGCCUCUUUAUCCGCCAAUUAGGAGCAAACUGUCCAACGCCUUGCAGCGCUGGCAUCCCAGCGACGCCUCAGCUCGCCUCAUCCUACAGCCGUGGAAAGAUGUAUUCACACCAGGUGCAUGGGAGGCCUUCAUGGUGAAAAACAUCAUCCCUAAACUAGCUUUGUGUCUGGAAGAGCUGGUUAUCAACCCUCACCAGCAGCAGAUGGAGCCAUUUCACUGGGUCUUGGACUGGGAGGGCAUGCUGUCCCCCUCUAGCCUCGUGUCACUGCUUGACAAAAACUUUUUCACGAAAUGGUUACAGGUCCUGUGUUCAUGGCUGAGCAACAGUCCCAACUAUGAGGAAAUCACAAAGUGGUACCUCGGCUGGAAAAGCAUGUUUAGUGACGUCUUGUUGGCCCAGCCCCUCAUUAAAGAGAAAUUCAAUGAGGCUUUGGACAUCAUGAACCGUGCGGUCUCCUCAGGCAUAGGCGGUUAUAUGCAACCUGGAGCGAGGGAGAACAUUGCAUAUCUCACACAGACAGAGAGACGCAAGGACUUCCAGUAUGAAGCCAUGCAGGAGCGCAGGGACGCCGAGAGCGUGGCCCACAGAGGGAUCAGCGCCGGUGUGCCGACUAACUUUAAGGAUCUCAUCCAGGCCAAGGCAGAGGAGAACAACAUCGUUUUCAUGCCCUUAGUGGCUAAACGACAUGAGGGAAAACAGCUGUACACAUUUGGGCGUAUUGUUAUCUACAUAGAUCGAGGGGUGGUGUUUGUGCAAGGAGAGAAGACUUGGGUACCCACAUCUCUGCAGAGUCUGAUCGAUAUGGCAAAAUGAGCGUGGACUGACAUAUUUAGGUCUGACAACUAUAAGGAAAACAGGAAAUAUUUUUUGUUUUUAAGUAACUUCUCUAGCAUAUGUCUCUUUCUCUAAGAGGUCAGAAUUGUGAAUAAAUAACUUUUGAAUGCAUGCUGACUUUCUUUAUUGCUCAAAAAUGAAUUUUAAAUACUGUACUUGUACAGUGAAAAGUACAUAUGUUUUCACAUAUUGCACAUUUUUAUACAAAAGCUGCUUAACGGUUACGGUGUUUAUAAUGUCCUCUUGAUACACAUACAAAAACAGUACUUAUCUUCAAUGUUUCUAUUGUAACAUCAACAGUUAAGUAAUUGGAGUACAUUUUUGGUGUUGUUCAUUUUUCUUUUUGUCUGUGACAGCGUAUUGGUCUGUGUGGAGGUGACCAUUUAUACCCACAGGUUAAUUGGCUUUACGAGAGGCAAAAGACCUACAAGUCUCACAAGAAAAGUGUCUCCUAAAAGAAAUCCCUGCUGAACCUUAACAGACUGAAAAGCAGCUGAGCUGAUCAUAGUUUUCAACAUUUAAUGGUUUUAAUAGAAAAAAGGAAUGACUUGAAAAAUAAGACUUGUACAAAAAUAGCUUUAGCUUUUAUUUAUGUGCAUAAGAACAAACAAACUUGCAGCAUAUUCGUCCAUGAUAUGAUUGUUAGCAAACCCUUAACUUGCAGUUUUAAGGUUAAGCUUUUAGAGUAGCUUUAAGCAUUAUUCAACAGAUUGAAACCCUAUUUGUGAACAUUAACAAUGCGAUACAAACGAUAACAGGAAGGUGGCGCUGCAGUUGCUGCUGCUUCCUCCUGUUUGAGGUGUUUUGGUACAUCAGGGCUUCCGUUGGAAGUGGGCGCUUUGCGGUGUGAGCUGCCAGUUAGUUCAUUUGUUCGUGAUUAACGGUUUUGCACAAAGAAGCUACUCAUGUCGUCGGACGCCCUGAAAAAACGAAAGUCCAAGGUUCUCCGCAACGAAGGAGGAACCCCGGAGAUGAAGCGGGGUCGAGCUGAUGCGGACCAACAGGAUGUGCGUGUGUAUCAUGAGGAGGUGGAGCUUGAUGGCAGGGACCCUCAGCAGGACUACAUCCAAUACAAAGAAACAUGUCAGAGUCUGGCUAAUCUCAUGAGUGAGAUCCAAGAGCUUAAGGCCAACGGAGCUAAGGACGGGUGUGCAGAGGUUGAGAAGAAACGUAUACAGAGCUGCAUCCACUUCAUGAAUCUGAAAAAGCUCAAUCGACUUGCUCAUAUGCGUCUAAAGAAAGGCAGAGACCAGACACACGAGG
Haplochromis burtoni (Burton's mouthbrooder) is the source of this 3909-nucleotide messenger RNA. It is a transcript of the gene tfip11, whose product is annotated as tuftelin interacting protein 11. Lineage: Eukaryota; Metazoa; Chordata; Actinopteri; Cichliformes; Cichlidae. Gene Ontology annotation, cellular component: U2-type post-mRNA release spliceosomal complex. Bases 133 to 2625 code for a protein of 830 amino acids. Gene Ontology annotation, molecular function: nucleic acid binding. The record is from RefSeq and is a predicted model, not a curated record. The transcript has 18 exons. Gene Ontology annotation, biological process: spliceosomal complex disassembly.